CUCAUUGCACAAGCGGCCUGGCUUACGGAGGCGUUGAAAACAUGCUAAGCCGGGGUUGCACAAUGAGCAGAGUGGGCGUCACUCACUCACGGAGAGGGGAGCCCUACGUGCUGCUGCCUCGUCGGGCGCCAGCCAUGGACAUGGAGAAGGUCAACGCCAUGGACUUCGGGGAAUUCGUGGAUGUGUUCGGGAACGUCAUCGAGAGGUGUCCUCUGGUUGCAGCUGCUGUCUGGUCCCAGCGCCCGUUCUCAGACCUGGAGGAUUUAGAGAAGCACUUUUCUGCCUUUAUUGAUGCUCUUCCACAAUCAGGCCAGGAGGGCAUCCUGCGCUGCCACCCGGACCUGGCGGGCCGAGAGCUGCAGCAGGGCACGCUUACAGCCGAGUCGCGGCGGGUGGAGCUGCCGCACGGGCCGGGCACCUUGGACGCUCCGCGAGAUGCGCUGGGGACGCGGCCGUGUCCUGUGCGCCCGCGUCGGGAGGCAGACUCCGGCCUCACGGCGUCCACAAAGGAGAUGGAGAAUUGAAGCAAUCAUACGAGUAAUGAGCGCUUUUGUCCGUCCGCCCACACGCGCACGCGUUGCCAAAAUAUGCCUGGUUUUAGUGCUUUGCCCCCGAUUUAUCCAGCUCACUGCUUCAAUUCUUCACUCCCUUUGCGGCCUGCAGACACCAUCAGCCUUUGUGGAUUCCAAAGCGCUUACCCAGCUCUCGGCUCCGCGCCCUUCUCUGUUAAGCCGGAGCUGCAAAGCAAAACCGACAGGAAAGGAAUCUUUUAUUCCACA
This is a messenger RNA of Tupaia belangeri chinensis (Chinese tree shrew), 779 nucleotides long. It is a transcript of the gene URAD, whose product is annotated as ureidoimidazoline (2-oxo-4-hydroxy-4-carboxy-5-) decarboxylase. Gene Ontology annotation, biological process: urate catabolic process; allantoin metabolic process. The record is from RefSeq and is a predicted model, not a curated record. Gene Ontology annotation, molecular function: 2-oxo-4-hydroxy-4-carboxy-5-ureidoimidazoline decarboxylase activity. Lineage: Eukaryota; Metazoa; Chordata; Mammalia; Scandentia; Tupaiidae. Gene Ontology annotation, cellular component: peroxisome.